UGUUCCUCCGCCGCGGCCCCUGCUCUAAACGGCGCGGCUCCUCGGGACGCCGCAUGGCACAUGGGCUGCGGAGCGCCGGGGAAGCCCCGCCGCCCCGCCCGGCCCCGCCGCUCCGCCCGGCCCGGCCCCGGGAGGGCCCUCCGCGGAGGGCGUGGGGCUCCGGCGCUGCCGGCGAGCAGGUGACACCGCGGGCUGCCCUGCGCCGUGUGCGCGGCAUGUGCGCGCCCGUGUAGCGCGGGCUGCCCCCAUGGGCAGCGGCGCCGGCUCUUUCCUCUGCCCCCCGUCUCUGGAAGUCCGGGCAGGAAACGCUCCUCAUGUCUCCCAGAUAAAAAUAAAAGCGACUCCCUCCUCCCGGCCGCAGAGUGUCCCCGAGCUCGGCCAGACGCGGGGCUGAGCCGGCCCCGCCGCCCGGCAGCGCCUCUCCCCCGCCGCCCCGGAGCGCCGGGCAGCGCCGCCGCCCGCCCUAUGGAUAUCGCAACAGGUCCCGAGUCCUUGGAAAGGUGUUUUACGCGGGGCCAGUCGGACUGCUCAAAGAUGCUGGACGGUAUUAAAAUGGAAGACCACCCUCUGCGCUCGGGUCCGGCGACGUUAGGAGUGCUGCUGGGGUCGGACUGCCAGCACCAGGCCGUGUGCGAGGGCUGCCAGCGGCCCAUCUCGGACCGGUUUCUGAUGCGGGUGAACGAGUCCUCCUGGCACGAGGAGUGCCUGCAGUGCGCGGCGUGUCAGCAAGCCCUCACCACCAGCUGCUACUUCCGGGACCGAAAGCUCUACUGCAAGCAGGACUACCAACAGCUAUUUGCUGCUAAGUGCAGUGGCUGCAUGGAAAAGAUCGCCCCAACAGAAUUCGUGAUGAGAGCCCUGGAGUGCGUUUACCACUUAAGCUGUUUCUGCUGCUGCGUUUGCGAACGACAGCUGAGGAAAGGGGACGAGUUUGUUCUUAAGGAAGGGCAAUUGCUCUGCAAAAGUGACUAUGAAAAAGAGAAAGACUUGUUGAGCUCGGUCAGCCCAGACGACUCAGACUCAGUUAAAAGUGAUGAUGAAGAUGGAGAUGUGAAGCCCACCAAAGGACAAGUAACCCAAGGAAAAGGAAGCGAUGAUGGGAAGGACCCAAGACGACCUAAACGACCAAGGACAAUACUUACUACGCAGCAGAGACGAGCAUUCAAAGCGUCCUUCGAAGUGUCUUCCAAGCCCUGUAGGAAGGUCAGAGAAACACUAGCAGCUGAAACAGGACUCAGUGUGCGAGUUGUCCAGGUCUGGUUUCAAAACCAAAGAGCAAAGAUGAAAAAACUAGCACGAAGGCAUCAGCAGCAGCAAGAGCAACAAAACUCACAGCGACUAGGGCAAGAAGUAAUGUCCAACCGAAUGGAAGGGAUGAUGACGUCUUACACACCACUUGCACCACCACAGCAGCAGAUUGUAGCAAUGGAUCAAAGCAGUUAUGGCACAGACCCGUUUCAGCAGGGUCUUACCCCUCCACAAAUGCCAGGCGACCACAUGAACCCUUAUGGAAACGACUCCAUUUUUCAUGAUAUCGACAGUGAUACCUCUUUAACUAGCUUGAGCGACUGUUUUCUUGCCUCUUCCGAAGUUAACUCCAUGCAGGCUAGAGUAGGAAACCCCAUUGACAGGCUGUACUCUAUGCAGAGCUCGUAUUUCGCCUCAUGAAAAUAAAAGAAAACAAACAGCCGGCGUAUAUUUAGCCAGUGACUUUUUCCAGUGCAGACUCUACAGCCAUAUGUUGCCCAGCUCUUCCUUCACAGUGACUCCUGCUGCCUCUGGACUGCAAAGAGCAUUUUUAGGAAGACUGUAUCUGUGUGCAUAUAUGUGUAUGUAUGUAUACGCAUAUUAAUACCUACCUACAUACAUACAUACAUAUAUAAACAAAACACAUCCACCAGUCCCAUACCCUUGAUCCCCAGCUUGCACCAGACCACGAGACAAGCGCGGAAGGAACAGAAGACCCUGCUCUUCAGCAGCCUUUGGUUUGGUUUGGUUUGAGCUCAUUGUCGUAAAGGAAAUGGAUUUUGCGGAAAGCUAGACCUUUUCCUCCUUUCUCUCUUCCUUUCUUUUGGAUGUUUAAACUUUUUUUUUUUUUUUUUAAAGCCACUGAUACUGACAUCAGUCGACCAUAUGACAAAUAAAUCAAAGAAACUGGAGAUUCCUCCCUUUUCUUACUGCAUGAGUCAUACUAUGUUGUGGAUAAAUUGCCAUUUGAACUGUGAGAAGUUAAUGUAAAUGUGACGUUCAACAUUUGUUUCCUUUCUACACUUUUUCUACAUAACCUAGAUCUGCUCAUUAGUUUAUAGCCCUUAUGCAUAUGAUACUGAGGAAACUGGUUAACAGUAAUAUUUGUGGAGAAAGACAGUGAUUUCAUAAGAAGAAAGGUCUAUGACCCUGGAGAGGAGAUGCAUGUUAGGGACAGAGGCAUUUAGGUUAGUAUUGAUCUUAAAUAAUUAAAACUAAAGGUGCUUACAAGACAGAGUUUUAUUUAAUUUUUUUGAAGUGUGAGAAUAAAACAUUUACAUUUGUAAGUAUUGCAGUGCCAAAUUUCAAGUCUAGACCAUGAUUGGCAAACAUGUGUUGUUCAUUCUGUUCUGUUUGUUUAUGUUUUGCAUGAGGCAUAAAUGUGCUAUGCUCCAUUGUCCAUCUGGAAUAAUUAAGCACUCCUUUAGUUAAUUAUCUUGCCUCAGCAAGAAUCUAUGAUAGACAGUUCUAGCCUGAACUAUCAGAAGUCCUGAAAUGUGCACCAACUGGAGGGAAAAAAGUAUGAGAGAGAUCACAAUGGGAGGUUUAGAUAUGUUUAGCAAGAGUCUAACCCAAGUCCUGCGGGUUUCACGUGGACGGGACUCCUGUACUUGCAAUAAAUUCUCCAACUAACCUAUUAGUGCAAAUGUAAGAAGAACAAGUACACAAAUUGAAGGGAAUGUCCCAGCUGAAGUCUGAAUGUCUGAGAUGCUGAAGUUUGAGCAUAUGUCAUAUAGGUUUUCGUAGGGCAUAAAAUAUCAUAAAUAAUAAUAGUAUAGUUAUAAAUAUUGCCUGGUGAUAAUUAUAAUGUGGAGAGGCAGACAAGUACGGUCAUGGCUCUUAGUGGAGAAAACUUCAUGGGGAAAAUUUGCCAGGGUAAUAUCAGUAAUUAUAGGGUGUGUUCAAAAUAGAGCUCAUGGGGAAAGAUUGGCAGGAUAGGCACUUUCUUAAAUAAAUACCUUUAAUAUAUUGACCAUAAUAGCCGAAAACAAGUCCAAAGCGUUGGUUAAUCUGACUCCUCCAGGCUGAGGACUGGUACCAGGCCAGCGCUGCAGAGGCUCCCGUGGGGCUCAGCACAAGUGCGGGACUCCCAUCGCGGUGGGGGGAGGCCAGAGCGGGGUGCCCGCGGCCUCAGCGCUGGGGAGGGAGCAGCCCCGUCGAGCACCGAGGGCACCACGGCCUCGGCAGAGGGGGGUCCCGCUGGGGAGACCCGCGGACAGCUGCCCACCCCUUCGCUGACCAAGAAAGGUCCUCCCUGUGUCCCGGAGGGGUGGAUGGCAAGGAUCAGAUGAUAGGUCCAAGGGAAAAAAUAAGAUCAUAUUCCUCCCCAGUGUGGAAAUGUGGACCACAUGUGUUAGAAGUUUCUUGAGAAAGCAGAGUUUUAUCUGCAAGAUAAGCGCGUGCAUUUUCGCUCUGUGGAGGCGAGGAAAGCACGGGGGGAGAAGACUGUGUGUGCAGUGCAGGAGAGCAAAGCGCAGACCCAAGGCAAACCCUUCCCGCUGCGGCGCGGUGGCAGACCCGCCGUCUGCCGCACACACAGCCCUCCGACGAUGUCUCUGCGAGGAUGCCCGGUGACGCUCCCCUCCCUGCAGGUUCCCAUCUCCUCCCUCCGCGGCGGCGGCAGCCCGAACUGCAGGCUGCCAUGCCCAGGGCGAUGGGUCCCAUACGCUUUUGCUAGCGACCAUUCUCUUGCUUUCUGACAGGGAUGUGGAUUUUCAGUUGAAGGUUGUGAGCCCCUGGAAGAAUUUUCUUUUCUUAUCCAUCCCCUUCAAUUAUUUUUCCCUUUCCUUGUGUAUCAAAAUAAAUAACAAUUUCCUUUCUCUCUGCAUGAUAGCAAACAUCUAUAAAGAACUCAGGUGAUCCUCACUGCUUGCAGGGCAGAAGGCAAGCAGAUUUCAUAUGGCACAUUAUAAACAUUUGUCACCUCCAAUCUCAAUGGAUUCAUCAAGUUUUCCUCCCCACCCUUCUGCUGUGCUACUUUAGAGUCAUAGAAAACCAUCUCAAACAUACCAGCUUUAUAGCCUCUACAGAGAGGCACAACCUUGCUUCAUCCCUCAUUACUGGCAGGAUCAAAAUGGCAUUUUUAGUGUUUACAGGGACUUAUAUGAGAACUAUAAUGUGACCUACAGGUUGGAGAACUGCCUUGUCCCAACUCUACCUCUGCUUCUGGGCUGGAUGUUGAAAAAACAAUCCAUUUCCAAGGAAAGUAUCAGAUAUCCCAUUUUAUAUCUGAAGUAACCAUAAUCUUUUGCCGAUUUUUUGGAUGACUGUUUGCCACCCUUUUCUUUUCUUUUCCUUCCUUCCUUCCUUCCUUCCUUCCUUCCUUCCUUCCUUCCUUCCUUCCUUCCUUCCUUCCUUCCUUCCUUUUCAUUGCUUGUACAUACCAUCUCCUCUUCCCGUGGUGUGUUGUAUGAUGAUGCCUUAGCUGUUUGUUCCCCCAUAUUCCACCACCUCUGGUGCCAUGGGCACGACGCAGUCGAGCCCUCUGGCACGCGUAACGUUUCUCGUGCCACUGUGGGUUGCUGCUGGUCAAGGGAAGGAAUGCAUAGCCAAUGAUUUCCAGCGAACCCGUUAUAUCUGGCAAAGGCCAAAGUUCAUUAAAGAAAAAUAAAUGUCACUUUUUUUUUUUGUGGAAUGAAUUAUCCUACUGGAGUGUGAUCAUUGUGGUUUUAACCUGGGACCUGCAGUAAAAGAUUAUAUAGCAACCUCUGACCUUUUUGAUUUCUGCUUUGCUCUUCUAUUGUCAAGGGAAAUGUCACCGAUCAGGUGAAAGUAAAAUGUUUAAUGGGCCGUAUCACAGUAAUAUCUUACACUGAGUCAAAUUGAUAAACUCUUGCCAAAAAUUCUUAGCAUCUGGCACUUCCACGGAAACCACAAACAAUGAUUGCACAUAUGGGAGCUUGAAGGCUAGAGGUCAUGACAGCAGUUUAUUACAUGCACCUUACAGUGAUCAUUUUCCCUAGGAAAUUAACCCCUCUCUAACAUAAAUGCAUCAAGUGAGCUCUUCGUGGUGUUUCAAUCAUGUUGUUUUGGCUAAGCAAGGAAUACGUGUUAAGCUAAAGUGGUGACAAGAUGCAAUUAAGUAAAAGAUGAUUGAUUAGGUUUCAGUGUUUGCUCAAUAAUGUUUAAAAAAGAUGAUUGUGAGAUCAGAACGAGCAUGCUCAGUACUAGCUUCCUCAGAGGUCUUUAUUGUGCAGCUACCAGGUCUGCAGUGGUGGCACGUAGAGAUUCCCUGGCAUUCAGAAAUGGUUACUGAGCAGUGUGGCCCUCGAUCCCACUGCCGGGCAGCAGCACGUUUCCCUUGCAUGGUUGACCAUUGAGGGGACAAUGCCUGCCAUGCACUGCUGUUCUCAGUCCCCGUUUACCACGGCACUAUGGAUUAACCCCUGUAUCGUAAGCAGUUAGGGGCUGGGGGUAAAUGUGUUUCACAGUCGUGACAUGGAAGACAAUUAUGUUGCUUCUAAGUGUGGUGGUUGCAAUCACUAAGACUGAAACACCAUCCUAGGCAUUUUGUUCUCUUUUUCUUCUUUAAACUCUGCCAUCAAAAACAUCCAGAUCACUUGGCUCAGUUGCUGCUAACCAUGCCUGAGAUGUGACUCACGUUAGUCUCACGACGGCUGCUGAGUGGAUUUUCCAGACCCACCCCGCACAUGUCGGAUGAAUACUACCAGGUCCUUCGGAGGGGUCAUUGCCGCUCUGUCAGCAGCAACUCAGCCACCCCGCUGCGCCAUCAUUGCAUGGGGAAGGUCCUUCAUGCCGGCAAACCUUCCAGGGAUGAUGUGAACCCACUUACCUCUUCCUACUGUGCUCAGGACUCCCUUCCAUUUCCCUUAAGGAUCAGAAGUAUGUCCCAAGCCACCGCCCCAGUGCCCCAGGGAACCCGGCUCUGUGAUGCUGCUAGGGAUGCUGCAAGCUGGGGUUUGCGAGAGCACCUCUUUGAACCGUUUCGUAAUAAUUCUGGUUGUCCCCAAAAGUCACAAGAAAUUAACAGCAGAAUCCGGGAGGAAGGGAAGGGUUCUCACAAGCCCAGAGCUUGGUCACAGCAGUGAAAGGACAGAGAGGCGACUGAAGCACAUCAAAGCCAUGGGAGCUGGAGCCGCAGCACCCAAAGUCUCAAGUGCUCAGGGUGGUGCUUUACACAGUCCCAUGCCCAAACCACGGCAGGCAUUUCUGACCAGCAGAUGCUGCCUGGGUCCAUCUCCAGCCCACCCUCCUCGCCCCGGUGGCACGGGACGGCCGACCGCUGCACCCACAGCGGCAUGGCCAGGGCUUCAGGCGUCUGUUCUCUCCUGUUAGGAGGGUGCUUGGGUACUUGCUUACCUCUUGGCAGGUACCUAAAGUCUUUUGGCUUUGGUGGGAUUUAAGCACGGUCUUGCUCAUUCGAGGCCUAUCUGACUAAACGGACAACCCCUUGCUCGCCUCAAGGCUGCAGCCCGGGUCCCCUUGGUGCUGCACACCCUGUUUCUGCUCAGCAGUGACUGUGAAGGGACUGCCAGAUACUUUGCAUUGGGAACUCUGUUUUUAAGUGAACACCCUAUUUUUUAGCUGUGUAUGGCUGUAUUACUUGUAUAUUUAUAUAUUCUGUAUUUAUGUUAUCGAAAUGUAGUAUUUUGUAGCUGUCUGUUACAAUUUGUUUAACUUGUAAAAAAUAUGACUAUGCUCUCUCAUACCUAACCAGCUGCCUCUCACCGUAGAUUCUCUGCUCCUUUCCCUCUGUGUUGGUAACAAACCACCAUAAUGUAUGUAGAUCGGAUUUUUUUUUUUUUAAUUUAAUUACUUGUCAUUGUUAAAUUAUUUAUUAGUGUUUUUAAAUUUCAUUUCACUGCAUUUUUUUUCCUGCCACCAUUGCCUGGCAGCUAAGAUAGAUGAGUUUCU
Molecule: messenger RNA, 7122 nt
Organism: Grus americana (Whooping crane)
Lineage: Eukaryota; Metazoa; Chordata; Aves; Gruiformes; Gruidae
Gene: LMX1B
Product: LIM homeobox transcription factor 1 beta
Exons: 8
Coding region: 466-1668 (400 amino acids)
Biological process (GO): regulation of transcription by RNA polymerase II; neuron differentiation
Cellular component (GO): nucleus
Molecular function (GO): RNA polymerase II transcription regulatory region sequence-specific DNA binding; DNA-binding transcription factor activity, RNA polymerase II-specific
Source: RefSeq, a predicted model, not a curated record